Aphanomyces astaci is the source of this 1819-nucleotide messenger RNA. Its product is annotated as CAMK/CAMKL protein kinase, variant. Lineage: Eukaryota; Oomycota; Saprolegniomycetes; Saprolegniales; Verrucalvaceae. The transcript is spliced from 8 exons. The record is from RefSeq and is a predicted model, not a curated record. Gene Ontology annotation, cellular component: cytoplasm. Gene Ontology annotation, biological process: intracellular signal transduction; protein phosphorylation. Gene Ontology annotation, molecular function: ATP binding; protein serine/threonine kinase activity. Bases 1 to 1326 code for a protein of 441 amino acids.
AUGAGCUGCGACGGCGACGACGGAGCGGCAAUACCAACUGACGCACCAUCCGAACAUGUCCUGUCCAUGGAGAUGCUUCUGCUCCUAGCUCCAGAUGCACACACGAUGGACAUGGUGCUUGCAGCAGUGCUCGAGUCCAAGGCAUACCUGGUCGACGUGCUGGCCCGUAACUCGUCUCUGACCAGUGUUAAAGAAUGUCUGGACAAGCCUCAGCACGUGGCGGCGUCAAGGAGACGGAUGGCUCCAGGGGAUAUAGCGACUUGGUUCCUUCCCAAACCAUCGCAUGGCAUUGAAGGGAGUGAGAGCACUCUGCCAGAGUGGAAACCCGACGUGGACAAGUACAAGAAGAAGGUGGCCAAGAUGGAGAAGCGCAUCAAGGCAUUCCAAGCUGAGGUCGAGCGAUUGCAACACGAACUCCACGCAUCCAACGACCGGUGUGCAACCCUGCACAUGGAAUUCGAGCAGUUCAAUCUCGAUGUCCACGAACUGCAAGCUCAAUAUGUCAAAGUUCUUGAAGCCAACCAGCGCAUACUAUGGGAAUACCUACCCCAGCACGACUCGUCCUUGAGCCUCAUCCCGCCUCUAGCCCACGACGUCAUGGAAAGCGUGACCAUCGUGGGCGACUACACAAUCCACGGCACCCUCGGCGAAGGCCAGUACGCAGCCGUGUACGCUUGCAGCCGCAACGCAGUAGCUUCGUCAGCUAGUACUACUAGUACUACUAGUACUGGACUACAACUGCCCCACGCCACCCCGUCGUCGUCGUCGCCAACGGUGGACAACGUUGUUGUAACGUUGGCCCUCAAGGCCAUAAACAAGAGCAAGCUCAACGACAUCACGGCGCUGGUCCGCGUUCACUCGGAGAUCUCUGCCUUGUCCGACCCAGCAUUAAGACAUCCGAGUCUUCUCAGCGUCAAGCAUGUCAUUCACACGUCCAAGUUCAUCUACUUGGUCACGGAGCGCGGCGGCAAGGACUUGUUCGACUUCUUCGGUCCCCAUGACAAGGGAGUGUCGGAAGCUACGGCGCUGCGCAUUGCGUUCAAGAUCGUCGAAGCGGUCAAGCACAUGCAUAUGCAUGGCUAUUGCCACCGCGACUUGAAACCGGAAAACAUAUUAUUUACGCACGACAACUACAUGGUCAAGAUUGUGGACUUUGGGUUGUGUGCCAAGGUGGGCACAACGCCACUGACUGAUUUCUGCGGCAGCCCCGGCUUCUUUGCCCCAGAGAUGCUCUUGCACGACCAAUAUGACGGCCAAAAGGCUGAUGUCUGGAGCAUUGGGUGCAUCUUGCUCGAGGUAGGUCACGAACGUACUAGUAGCUACUAGUAGUAUGUCGCCAUGCUGCUAUAUCUACGUAUAGCAUGGGGUUGUCACGUCGUACCUAGCUCCUCCUUGGCAACACAUUCUUUCUCAAGACGUGGAUGACAGCGUACCACCUCGACGUGUUGGGCGACCGCACACACUUUGACACGUUGCUGCACGAGAACGUGGCGGCGAUGCACAGAGCGGUGGCGGACGCGGCGUACUCUGCCCAUGCCAAGGCGCUGCUCCAGGCCAUGCUGACCGAAGAUGCAGAGAACAGACCGACCAUCUAUGACGUGGCAGAACACCCGUGGUUCGAUGGCCACCGCCGCCGACACUCGGCCAGGCACAAGGACCGCCUCGUCAAGGCCGCGUCCUCCAAGGGCGACAUGGCCGCCGCCGUCCACUCCCCCACGCGCCCCACCUCGGCCGAGCACGUGUCCGUCACGUUGCCGUCAAUAAAGGGCCCAGACAAGCCCCACCGGUAACGCACACUAAUUCAGGGUCAAAUCUACUA